CGGCGCGCGUCCGUACGCUUGGCCUCGCCCGCCCCGACUCGGACUCGGCUCACUCAUUCCGCCGCCGGCGUCCUCAGACUCGGUGCCUAUUCAAGAUGGCAGAGGCUCAUCAAGCUGUGGCCUUCCAGUUCACUGUCACCCCCGAUGGCAUCGACCUUCGCCUGAGCCAUGAAGCCCUCAAACAGAUAUGCUUGUCGGGACUGCAUUCCUGGAAGAAGAAGUUCAUCCGAUUCAAGAAUGGCAUCAUCACUGGUGUGUUCCCGGCGAGUCCCUCCAGCUGGCUUAUCGUGGUGGUGGGUGUGAUAUCAUCCAUGCAUGCCAAAGUGGACCCCUCCCUGGGCAUGAUCGCAAAGAUCAAUCGGACCCUGGACACCACUGGCCGCAUGUCAAGCCAGACGAAGAACAUCGUGAGUGGCAUCCUCUUUGGCACGGGGCUCUGGGUAGCGGUCAUCAUGACCAUGCGCUACUCACUGAAGGUGCUGCUCUCCUACCAUGGCUGGAUGUUCGCAGAACACGGCAAAAUGAGCCGGAGCACCAGGAUCUGGAUGGCUAUGGUCAAGGUCUUCUCAGGCCGAAAGCCCAUGCUGUACAGCUUCCAGACAUCUCUGCCGCGCCUGCCUGUCCCAGCCGUCAAAGACACUGUGAGCAGGUACUUGGAAUCUGUGAGGCCGUUGAUGAAGGAAGGAGACUUCCAGCGCAUGACUGCGCUGGCCCAGGAUUUUGCUGUCAAUCUCGGACCCAAAUUGCAGUGGUAUUUGAAGCUAAAAUCCUGGUGGGCCACAAAUUAUGUGAGCGACUGGUGGGAGGAAUAUAUCUACCUGCGAGGCCGAGGGCCGCUCAUGGUCAACAGCAACUACUAUGCCAUGGAGAUGCUGUACAUCACCCCCACCCACAUUCAGGCGGCAAGAGCCGGCAACACUAUCCACGCCAUGCUGCUGUAUCGUCGCAAGCUGGACCGUGAGGAACUCAAACCCAUUCGUCUUCUGGGAUCCACAAUUCCACUCUGCUCUGCCCAGUGGGAGCGACUCUUUAAUACCUCCCGCAUACCCGGGGAGGAGACAGACACCAUCCAGCACAUCAAGGACAGCCGGCACAUUGUUGUGUACCACAGGGGGCGCUACUUCAAGGUCUGGCUCUACCAUGAUGGGAGGCUGCUGAGGCCCCGAGAGCUGGAGCAACAGAUGCAGCACAUCCUGGAUGACCCCUCAGAGCCUCAGCCCGGGGAAACCAAGCUGGCCGCCCUCACUGCUUCAGACAGAGUGCCCUGGGCAAAGUGUCGGCAGACCUAUUUUGCACGUGGGAAAAAUAAGCAGUCCCUGGAUGCGGUGGAAAAGGCAGCAUUCUUUGUGACUUUGGACGAAUCGGAGCAGGGUUACAGGAAGGAGGACCCGGAGGCAUCCGUAGACAGCUACGCCAAAUCUCUGCUGCACGGCAGAUGUUUUGACAGGUGGUUUGACAAGUCCCUCACAUUUGUUGUCUUCAAAAACAGCAAGAUAGGAAUGAACGCAGAGCACUCCUGGGCAGACGCACCCAUUGUGGGCCAUCUGUGGGAGUAUGUCAUGGCCACCGACGUCUUCCAGCUGGGCUACACAGAGGACGGACAUUGUAGAGGAGACACCAACCCCAGUAUUCCCAAACCCGCCAGGCUUCAGUGGGAUAUCCCAGGAGAGUGUCAGGAGGUCAUAGAGGCUUCCCUGAGCAGCGCCAGUCUCCUGGCAAGUGACGUGGACCUGCACUCCUUCCCAUUUGACACCUUUGGCAAAGGGUUGAUCAAGAAGUGCCGCACGAGCCCCGAUGCCUUCAUCCAGCUGGCGCUGCAGCUGGCACAUUACAAGGACAUGGGAAAGUUCUGCCUCACGUAUGAAGCCUCCAUGACGCGGCUCUUCCGAGAGGGUAGGACAGAGACCGUACGCUCCUGCACUACAGAGUCCUGCAACUUCGUGAUGGCCAUGAUGGACCCCAUGAAAACGGCGGAGCAGAGGCUCAAGCUUUUCAAGAUAGCUUGUGAGAAGCACCAGCACCUAUACCGCCUCGCCAUGACGGGCGCCGGCAUCGACCGCCACCUCUUCUGCCUCUACGUGGUGUCCAAGUACCUCGCAGUUGACUCCCCUUUCCUGAAGGAGGUUUUGUCUGAACCAUGGAGGUUAUCCACAAGCCAGACUCCUCAGCAGCAGGUGGAGCUGUUUGACUUUGAGAAACACCCUGACUAUGUGUCCUGUGGAGGUGGCUUUGGACCAGUUGCUGAUGAUGGCUAUGGUGUUUCGUACAUUAUUGUGGGAGAGAAUUUCAUCCACUUCCACAUUUCUUCCAAGUUCUCUAGCCCUCAGACAGACUCGCACCGCUUUGGGAAGCACCUGAAGCAAGCCAUGAUGGACAUUAUCACCUUGUUUGGCCUCUCCAUCAAUUCUAAGAAGUAACCCUCCUGAGGCACGCGGAAGGAAAACGGACUCUCGUGAUACAAACCAAAUGAAGAAUAGGCGUCGCUCCUGAUCGUAGGGCAGGCAGAAAGUUGCUCUUCUAAAACUCAGUUUUCCUUCCAGAGGGUUUACCGUCUGUCUCCCUAGAACAACAGUAGGCUCCACCGUGUGAAGUGUGACCCUACGACAUCCAGAGAUGCCCUGGCUCCAGGAAUAUUGGGCACGGUCCCCUGAAGUCUUUCGAAUCGGCUCCUGCUGGAUGAAGGGAUUGGAAUGCUGGUGGAUUCCUGGAUUAUUGGGGUUGCAGCUUCACACGUGUUGGAGGUGACAAGACUUCCUCGGGGUAACCUAUAAAUACCUGGGACUGGAGGGUGCCUGACUCCACCCAGGCAGUGCAAACGUCACCUUGUGCAGAGCGUCUUCGGAGCCAGCGGAGGUAACAGCUGUAGCUAACACACACGUAAUGCACUAAUGGAAUGCCUGGGCUGGGGAUUAAGGUUUUGCUGCGGGUGCCAGGCGUGGUUCCUUUGGGAGUCCGCAUUUGAAUCUCCACAUUUCCAGGAAGCAGAACACCAUUCCCUCAGUGUCACCACCCUCGCGGGUCUCCAGAACCCAGUGCCUUAAAGACGGAAGCCCCUUGGGAAGUGGGGCAUUAGGAAGACUUAUCUGUCAAGUCUCUGGGUGGAUAUGUGAGGAUGUUGCUUCCCCUCACGGUUUCCUACAUAGGGAAGUAAGCACUUCCCCUCCCCCCAGAAGACCAGGUCCCCGGUGAAGGCAGUGAUGCUGGAGUUCCAUUAAGCCACAAAACAACAGGCAUGUGUCAGCAGAGGGGAGGGACUUGGGAGUCAAAGGCUCCAUAGCUGGAGGCCAGCCGGAGAGUGUGGCUUGCUAUGCUUGGCAGCUGGUG
This is a messenger RNA of Peromyscus eremicus (cactus mouse), 3324 nucleotides long. It is a transcript of the gene Cpt1a, whose product is annotated as carnitine palmitoyltransferase 1A. Gene Ontology annotation, biological process: carnitine metabolic process; fatty acid metabolic process. The coding region runs from base 96 to 2417 and encodes 773 amino acids. NCBI's taxonomy places the organism in Eukaryota, Metazoa, Chordata, Mammalia, Rodentia, Cricetidae. The transcript has 19 exons. Gene Ontology annotation, molecular function: carnitine O-palmitoyltransferase activity. Gene Ontology annotation, cellular component: mitochondrion. The record is from RefSeq and is a predicted model, not a curated record.